Molecule: messenger RNA, 2190 nt
Organism: Williopsis jadinii
Lineage: Eukaryota; Fungi; Ascomycota; Saccharomycetes; Phaffomycetales; Wickerhamomycetaceae
Gene: GUP1
Product: O-acyltransferase
Exons: 1
Coding region: 109-1722 (537 amino acids)
Biological process (GO): GPI anchor biosynthetic process
Cellular component (GO): endoplasmic reticulum
Source: RefSeq, a predicted model, not a curated record
CAUAUUUUAGAGGCUUUGAAACAUCAAAAGCUCACAUUGGACGUGCCUGUUUGAACGAUUCCGAUCCGCCAGGAGACCAGUUGGCACACGAGUGAAGGACUGUACACAAUGGAGUUUCUCUACCCACCAACAAUUGACCAUAGACUGGCCCCUUCCCCGGACGUUAAGGGCAAGCCAUCACUAUGGAAGACACCCGAGUUCAGGUUCUACCUGUUGGCGUUCAUCGUUGUUGUGCCAUGGAUGAUCAAGACCUCCAUAGACCUGUCUUCCACGGAAUCGAUCAACUACCCGAAGUACUCCCGUUUGCUGUCCAAAGGCUGGAUCACUGAAAGAGUUGAUAAUUCAGAUGCACAGUAUAGGUUCUUUAGGGAUAAUUUACAUCUGCUAUUGGCGUUGAUGGUGGUACACGUUGUCGUUAGAAGGCUGGUGACUGCCACGCUACACUGCUCUAGGCUAAACUUUGACUUUUUCUUUGGUUUUGUCUUUGCCUUUGCUGUCCACGGGGUGAAUGUUGUGAAGAUCAUGGGCCAUGUCUUGAUCUGUUUCACUCUGGUGAGAUUGUUCAAGGGGAACAAGACUUUGGCUACAAUUGUGCUCUGGGGAUAUGGAAUUGGCUCGCUGUUCAUCAACAGUAACUAUAGAACGUAUCCCUUAGGCUCGAUCUUGCCGGUGUUGUCAUUUGUUGACACUGGGUUCAAGGGCAUCGUUGCACGCUGGGAUGUCUUCUACAAUUUUACACUACUGAGGGUGCUAUCCUUCAAUCUGGACUACAUCAAUGCUCUUUACCCUGUGAAGGACACCGAGAAACCAAGAAGCUCAGAGUUCCAACGUGUCAAUGGCAAUCUACCACUGGAGGAUUACUCGUUGAAACACUACUUCGCCUACCUGUUCUAUGCUCCUUUAUUCAUUGCAGGCCCGAUCUUAACUUUCAACGAUUACGUCAAACAAAGCCGUUCCACUCUGCCUUCUAUCAACAAGAAAACCAUAGUGAACUACACCGUGCUGUUCUCCGUUUGCGUGCUGAACAUGGAGCUGAUCUUGCAUUUCAUCCAUGUCAAUGCCAUCACCAAAACUCGUGCAUGGGAAGGAGAUACACCUUUCCAGAUCUCUAUGAUUGGAUUGGUAAACUUGAACAUCAUUUGGCUCAAAUUGUUAAUCCCAUGGAGACUUUUCAGACUAUGGGCACUGCUGGACGGCAUUGAUCCUCCAGAGAAUAUGAUUAGAUGUGUCGACAACAACUACUCUGCAUUGGCAUUCUGGAAAGGUUGGCACAGAUCCUAUAACAAAUUCGUGGUGAAGUAUGUUUAUAUUCCGUUAGGAGGUGCUUCAAACAGGAUCCUAGCCUCGUUGGCAGUGUUUACCUUUGUUGCCAUUUGGCACGACAUUGAGCUGAGACUACUGUUUUGGGGCUGGCUGAUCGUGUUGUUUUUACUUCCUGAGUACUUCAUCUCCAACCACUUCCGUCAAUACGAGAGCCAAUGGUGGUACCGUCAUGUCUGUGCCAUUGGUGGUGUCGUGAACAUUUGGCUAAUGAUGGUUGCCAAUUUAUAUGGCUUUGCGCUUGGACACGAUGGAAUAAAGAAGCUCUUUGGUGAGAUGUUCUCUACGUGGAAUGGGUUUGGAUUCUUGAUCCUCGCCAACAUAUCCCUGUUUAUUGCAGUUCAAGUGAUGUUUGAAAUCAGGGAAGAGGAGAAAAGACAUGGCAUCGACUUAAAAUGCUGAUCCCUGUGUAUAUCAAUCAAUGCUUAUUAUAAAUUCUCUUGUAUUCUCUUGGAGUCAACGUUUUCACACUCCACAUUCCUCUUUUCUUUCUUUUCGACUCCUUCUCCUCUUGCCUAUAUACACGUUCCAUACCAUCGAACUCCACCUGGCUGCCUUCAUAGACAGAGCACAACCCCGUUCUCAACAUUUGCCUACCAACGUCUCUCCAUAUGAGCCAUUCUCGAACUUGAACGUGCCCAACCACACGCUCAUACUGAUCUAUACAAAGAGGCUUCAUCCGCACGUUCUUAUGUAGCAGCUUCAGCUUCAGCCACAUCAAUGCCUCAUCGCUGAACAACUGUGCUGGCUUGCCAAAAUGAGACCUUUCAGGCGCAUCUAUACCACAGAGCCUUAUAGGCAGCGUCCCAAUCCCUCUGUAGUGCUUCUUCGGCAGUGGCCUGUACUUUGUUCCCCACCCAAGCCAUCUCC